AUGAUUUACGAUUGCCUUAUUGUCGGAGGGGGGGCCGCAGGCCUUAGUGUUGCACUUGGUCUCGGUCGAGUUAACCGCUCCUGUGUCGUAUUCUCUCACCAAAACCAUCGAAAUAAAGAUGCAAAACACAUCCAUGCGGUGCUGAGCCGAGAUCACAUCGAUCCAAAUUCAUUCUACCACCUGUCUCGGCAGCAAAUUGCAAGGUACCAGAAUACCAAUUUCGUGGAGGCAGAAAUCGUCGAUGUUGCUCGAACAGCUGAGGUACUUUCGAACUUCGUCGCCAGGGACGCUGAAGGAAGAUCCUGGCAGGGCAGGAGCAUUGUCCUUGCAACAGGAGUGCAUGAUCUUCUGCCCGAUCUUGAGGGCUAUGUGGAGAACUGGCCCGCGAAUAUAUAUCAGUGCCUGUUUUGCGAUGGAUACGAACGCAGAGAACUACCCAAGGGCGUUCUGUGCUAUCCCUCCUUCAACCCAAUGAUGGCAAAGAUGGCUACGAUGUUGCAUUGCAUGUCCCCGCCACGUGUAGAACGUGAUCAGCCUGCCACUGAAAGAAGCUCCCAGCCCAAGGUGACCGUGUUCACCAACGGACCUCCAAACGUCCACUGCGAUCCAAAAAUCCAGAAAGCACUGGAUACUUGCGCCGCUCACCGUAUGCUCAUCGACACUAGGCCGGUGGUGAAACUGGUCGCCGACACAGAAAAAGAGGGUGUGUACGUUCAUGUCCGCAACGAGGAUGGCUCUCAAUCGGCCGUACACAUGGCGUUCUUGUUUCAUAAGCCAUCGACUGCCCCUGCAGCACCACGACUUCUGUCCCAAUUAGGGGUAGAGCUCUCCCCAACUGCCACUGUUGCUUUGGCGCGUCCUCCGUUCCAGAGCACCAACAUACCUGGCGUUUUCGUUGCUGGAGAUACCUGCACAGAGAUGACUCACGCAACCAAUGCCAUGUAUACCGGCAUGAUGUGUGCUGCUGGUGUAACUCACUACUGCAACGAUCUCGACGAUCAAACUGCUCUGGCAUCCUCGUGA
Messenger RNA from Cladophialophora bantiana CBS 173.52, 1023 nucleotides. RefSeq lists its product as uncharacterized. The coding region runs from base 1 to 1023 and encodes 340 amino acids. The record is from RefSeq and is a predicted model, not a curated record. Gene Ontology annotation, molecular function: oxidoreductase activity. The transcript has 2 exons. NCBI's taxonomy places the organism in Eukaryota, Fungi, Ascomycota, Eurotiomycetes, Chaetothyriales, Herpotrichiellaceae.